Messenger RNA from Melampsora larici-populina 98AG31, 1491 nucleotides. RefSeq lists its product as uncharacterized. The transcript is spliced from 13 exons. The record is from RefSeq and is a predicted model, not a curated record. Gene Ontology annotation, molecular function: aldehyde dehydrogenase (NAD+) activity. Bases 1 to 1491 code for a protein of 496 amino acids. Lineage: Eukaryota; Fungi; Basidiomycota; Pucciniomycetes; Pucciniales; Melampsoraceae.
AUGCCUCCUUCACUUACGCUCAACUUUCCAUCUGAUGCCAAUCUUGAUCCUGUCACGCUACCGACUGGUUUAUUUAUCAAUAAUGAAUUUGUGGAUGCAGAAGAUUUGAUUACAUUGGAAAUUAUCGACCCAGCUACGGAGGAUGUUUUGGGACGUGUGGCAUCAGCUGGUGAGGCUGACGUAGAUAAAGCUGUUGAAGCUGCUACAAAGGCAUACAAUGAAAGUUGGGGUUUCAGGACGCCUGGUCAUCAGCGUGGUCGGUUGAUGAUUGAAUUAGCACAAGCAAUGGAAGCCAAUGCAGAUACACUUGCAGCCAUUGAGUCACUUGACAGUGGGAAAGCUUACUCAUUCUCAAGGAACUUUGACGUACCUGAAGCUGCAAACUGUUUAAGAUAUUAUGGUGGCUGGGCAGAUAAAAACCACGGUCAAGUGAUUGAGGUAAAUGAUUCCAAAAUGGCAUAUACCCGUCACGAGCCUAUUGGUGUAGUCGGUCAACUUAUCCCUUGCUUACUUAUGUUUGUAUGGAAAAUCGGUCCAGCUCUUGCAACUGGAAACACAAUAGUCAUCAAACCAUCUGAACUUACCCCACUCUCAGCUCUCUUCAUGGCUGAACUGAUCUCCAAAAUAUUCCCACCCGGGGUAAUCAAUAUUAUAUUUGGAAGUGGUCCAACUGCAGGUAAAGCUCUUGCAUCUCAUAUGAAAGUAGGAAAAAUCGCGUUCACUGGAAGUACAGCUGUUGGAAAAUUGAUCAUGAAGGCUGCUGCUGAAUCUAACUUGAAAGAUGUUACUCUUGAAUUGGGUGGAAAGUCUCCUAACAUAAUCUUUCAAGAUGCUGAUUUGGAGCAAGCUGUCAAAUGGGCUGCCUUUGGUGUAUUUUUCAACCAAGGCCAAACAUGUGCAGCCGGUUCAAGAGUUUACGUCCAAGAGUCAAUUUAUGAUGAAUUUGUCAAAGAACUAGAAAAGUAUACCAAGAAUUUGAAGAUCGGUUCACCUUUCAACCAAGAUACGUUUCAUGGUCCUCAAAUUUCUCAACAACAAUUCAAUCGAAUUAUGAAUUAUAUCAAAUCAGGAGAAGAAGAUGGAGCAAAAGUAUUGAUAGGUGGAAAGAGAUACGGCGAUCAAGGGUAUUUCAUUCAACCCACAAUUUUCAUUGAUGUGAAACCAGACAUGAAAAUAGUAAAAGAAGAAAUCUUUGGACCAGUAGUAACGAUCAGUAAAUUCAAAGAAGAAGAAGAUUUAAUAAGAUUAGCAAAUGAUUCGAUUUAUGGACUUGCAGCAUCAGUCUUUACAAAAGAUAUCAAUCGAGCUUUAAACACUUCAAAUCAAUUAAAAGCUGGAACGAUUUGGAUCAAUUGUUAUAGUAAAGUUCAUGCUCAAGUUCCAUUUGGUGGUUUUAAACAAAGUGGAAUAGGUCGUGAGAUGGGAGAAUACGCCUUGAAAAAUUAUACAUCCGUAAAAGCUGUACAUGUAAACCUUAGUGAGAAAUUAUGA